Centrocercus urophasianus (Greater sage-grouse) is the source of this 3418-nucleotide messenger RNA. RefSeq names its product F-box protein 34 (gene FBXO34). NCBI's taxonomy places the organism in Eukaryota, Metazoa, Chordata, Aves, Galliformes, Phasianidae. Gene Ontology annotation, molecular function: protein binding. The coding region runs from base 615 to 2834 and encodes 739 amino acids. The transcript is spliced from 6 exons. The record is from RefSeq and is a predicted model, not a curated record.
CGCGCCGAGCCGAGCCUGGCGGCUUCGCGCUGCGCGCCGCCGGGAUUCCCUUCGCUGUGGGCCGCGCUGCGGAAAUGUGAUUCUCGUGAGUGUGCAAGGAAACCUACAGAACUGUAAUGUCUAACACUACACGGAAUAACAGCUGUUUGAAGGCUGCACUCAACUCUGCAAAACUAAGCAAGGAAGGGAAGCAUCUCCUGAUAAGGAUCAGCCUCUGUUAAGAAAUGCUCUGGUAGCUAAGAGGCAGCUCCUGCUUACUCAAACAUGGGUGAAUGAUUAACCUCUCAUUUCCCAUCACUGGAGGAAUCGUGAAAUUCCUAUAACACACAACUCCAGCUGGAUGUAAACCAACUUCUCUCUCUCUCUGCUGAGAAAAUCAUCCUUAACCGCUUUCGCUGAGCUUGGCUGCAAAGUUGGAGAGGGCUUCCCAGGCCAGGAGCAUUCAGUGGCAGCACUGAGAUGUAAGCCACGUUGAUUUGCACAGUGCAAAGUUUCUAGGUGGGAGAGACACUGUGAAGCUCUGUGCAGGGCGAGGAGAGCUGAGGAGGGAGCCUUGCAUGUGAACCAGGAUGGACUGGCUGUGACGGCGUGCCUUAGCUGGAGGGGGAGUUACGAUGAAGAGUUCCUGCAGAGCUGGCCUCCACAGGGAACCACUGAAUUCUUCAUCUUCUACCUUCCAUCAAGUCAAACGGGUUUCUGGUAUGCACUUAAAGCCAUAUCUCAAGUUACAGAGGAAAGAGCGAUCAGAAAUAAGCCAGGACUCCCUCAGAGGCCCACCUAUGACCCAUCAGAGGUCACCCCGAGAAGACAAAUACGCCACCAACUGCACCAAACUGAGCGUUUUCCCCAAACCCCCCCUUGUGAGUCCAUCUCGAAAGCUUCUGGGAAUUAUUUAUCCAAAUACUAUGUGCAAUAUGAACGGGAAAGGUCCGGCAGAUGGUCUGAGCGCCAGGGAGAAGAAAAACGUCCUGUCGGCAACGAUCCAUCAGGGAGAAGAAGGGGAAGGGCCUCUGGAUGUGUGGGCCGUGGUGAAGCCCGGCAACACGAAGGAGAAGAUCGCUUUCUUCGCGGCCCAGCAGUGCAGCAGCACCAAUCGGCUGGGCUCCAUGAAGCUCAAAAGCACAUGGGAUAUCGAUGGGAGAACGGUGAAACGCCGGAAAAAAAUGGUAGAUCUGAAAAAAGCCAAGCUCCAGUUGGAAAGGAUGAGAGAGGCGAACGCCAGGUGCUCCCAGCCAGAGCCUUUUGCGUGCGGCAUCGAGCACUGCUCAGUACAUUGUGUGAAUGACAGUGGUGAGGGGGUGUUCCCGGGCAGGUCCCUCUCCGUGAUAGAGAUGGUUGCGUUUCUGGAGCAGCGAGCAAGUGCUUUACUGGUAGACUGUGCUAAAACUUGCACGUCCGCCUCCACGGCGAGGCUGAGCGCUCCAUCUAAAGGUGCUCUUCCCAGCUCUGAGCCUUUCUCCGCCGCCGGGCCGUGCGAGGUACAUGAGAGGGGAAGCUGUGGCAGCAGCGAGCAGCAGCAGAGCGAGCCGGUGCGCGUCCUGGACAUGGUGGCCAAGCUGGAGUCGGAGUGCCUGCGGCGGCAGAGCGAGCGGGACGGCGGCAGCCUGUCGCGCAACAACAGCUUCCGCAGGAACGUGGGGCGGGUGCUCCUGGCCAGCAGCACGCAGCCCGCUGCUGAGCCUGGCAGGGCCUCUGUAGGCAGUGAGGGUGAAGAGCCAGGGGCGGCGGGGGCUGGCUGCGGAGCGAGGUGUGGGGAUGCUGGGCUGUGGGAUGGCGCCACCUCUGCUCCGCAGCCGUUCUCUCCUGGGUUGGAGGGGAACGCCGGUUCGGGACUUGCUCACGCUGUGUUGGCCAUUGCGGCUGGAAGGAGCGAUGCUGAAAGGCGGGUUGAGCCUCCCAGGGCUCUGCCAGCCCUGUGUCCGGCUGUGGCUGGGGUGCCGGCGGAUUCCUUGCCGAGCAAGAGCACGAGUGUUGAUUGUACGUCGAAAGAAGCUGUGAUCCUCUCAAAGCAGAGCUUGCAUCCUGCUAGGAAGGAGCCCUUGUGCAUCAGUAUAGCAGUCUCCAAGAGUGAUAGGAAAGAGAAGCUCCCUCCCUCCAGUUUGAGUGAGGACCCCCUCCCAGGGAGGUUGUUUUUUCUCCAGGCUGAACAGAAUGCCACUCCUGCACCACAGCCGCUGCAGGAAUGUACCCAAGGGAAGCCAGGAGAAGGAGUGCAGAACGAGGAUGAGGAGGCUGUGGAAUCUGACAAAUCGUGUGUCGGGACCAGUGUCUCUCCUGAGCCAUCAGCCCUUUCUGUUUCCCCUCCAGAAGGUGCUUUGCAAGUACUCGAUGCUUCCUGCUUGAAACGGCAGGUCUCGCAUGACUUUUUGGAGACCAGGUUUAAAAUCCAGCAGCUUCUGGAACCUCAGCAGUAUAUGGCUUUCCUGCCUCACCACAUCAUAGUGAAGAUCUUCGGCUUGCUCCCCACGAGGAGCCUGGUGGCCCUAAAAUGCACUUGCUACUACUUCAAGUUCAUCAUCGAGUAUUACAACAUCAGGCCAGCAGACUCACGUUGGGUCCGCGACCCCCGCUACCGAGAAGACCCCUGCAAGCAGUGCAAGAAGAAGUACGUGAAGGGGGACGUGUCGCUGUGCCGCUGGCACCCCAAACCUUACUGCCAAGCUUUACCCUACGGGCCUGGCUACUGGAUGUGCUGUCACAGGUCCCAGAAGGGCAUCCCGGGCUGUAAGUUGGGUCUCCAUGACAAUCAUUGGGUUCCUGCCUGCCACAGCUUUAACCGUGCUCUCCAUAAGAAGACCAGAGGAGCGGGAGCCGAAGGAGAAGAGGAAUAUUAGUGCACAUACACUUUCCUGUGAGAUGGUUUGGGGUAGGAGGAGAUUCUCAUGCCUUGUGCUGUUUACAGUGUAUAUAAUUGUCGUGUUUUUCACAGGGCUAUGAAACUGCACAUACUUCAACACAAGAGCCUUUACCUUUUAGAAUAAAGAAAGCUUUUAGUCCAUCUAUGUAAAUAACACUAUAAAAACUAAUUGUACAUACAGAGUCUACAGCUGGCUGAACAACGUAAUCACUACAAUGCAGCUAUGAUAGUGUUGCGGCUAUAGGUGUGUGUGUUUUUAAGUGUCUUGUUUCAAAAUCUGUAUAUCCUGUAUAAUAUAUGAAUGUUUCUGAGAAGAAACUCUAAAUAGGUAAAGGCCAACCUGGUUAAAGAAUCUUCAAACAACUUAACUGGACAACCUUAAAACUAGACUAGAACGGAAACGUGACAGUAGUGGUGGCAGUGGAGGGAAAAAAAAGAGGAAUAUUAUUGUAUAGUCAGAAUAUAAAAGAAGUUCUUGCCUACCUUAUCCAUGUUGUCUGGUUGGUUUUUUUUUUUGGGUUUUUUGUUUUUUUUUUUUACUUAAAUAAAACAUGCAUUCUA